Messenger RNA from Ctenopharyngodon idella (grass carp), 2750 nucleotides. It is a transcript of the gene dbndd1, whose product is annotated as dysbindin domain containing 1. Gene Ontology annotation, cellular component: cytoplasm. Gene Ontology annotation, biological process: negative regulation of protein kinase activity. The coding region runs from base 261 to 761 and encodes 166 amino acids. NCBI's taxonomy places the organism in Eukaryota, Metazoa, Chordata, Actinopteri, Cypriniformes, Xenocyprididae. The record is from RefSeq and is a predicted model, not a curated record. The transcript has 4 exons.
CAGUGUGGCAGUUGUGUAGUGGCUGACUGCGUUUCUCUCUAGUGGGACUCUUUCUGUGUCACUGUUAUGUGCGCUGCAGUGACAAUAGGAGUGAAUGUGUGACUGUGCAUGAAGGGGUGGGGAAGAGAGAGGGAGAAAGAGAGAGAGAGAGAAAGCGAGGAGCUAGAAAGAGAUAGAGAGCGUACACGAGACAAGAGGCGCUCCCUCUAAUCCUGGCUGCGACGCCUAACAGCAUUGCACCGGCUGCUACAAUAGACUUAAUGGAGGCUCAGGCAGACUCUAGUGCUGCAGAGCCACUUCGAGACCGAGAGUUCCAGAAGCUUCUGAAAUCCUCCAGCUCUGCCAGUCUCACCAGUGAGGCAUCCCACAAUGCCUCAGGAGAGCAUGUUGGUACCCCGGCCCAUCAUGGCAGCCAGGUGCUGAUCACAGAGAAACGACAGCCUCUCAGCAGUGUGUCCUCUCUGGAGGUACACUUUGACCUCCUGGAUCUGACGGAGCUCACAGACAUGUCUGACCAGGAGCUGGGGGAGGUGUUUGCUGACUCAGAUGAGGAGAAUCAUACAGAAUCCCCAGCGAUUCACCCCACAGAUCGCCAGCAGCCACCGUUACCUAGAUUUCCACACACCGGUUAUGUCCGUUCGCCCUCCUGGACCCGCGGUGGAAAAGGGGAACAGCAGCCGAGAGAUCGAAAGCACCACAGCGACUCCGAAAACACAGAGCCAAUGCUGAAGAUAGAACGUUCUCAAUCCCAGCAGCCUUGAGCCAGGGGCAGCUACAGGGGCUUAGGGAGAGAACAAAGCCCUUGUCUGGAGAGUGGAGGUUCCUUCUCAAGCAAGGAGACGGGGAACCUUUGGGAUCAAAGGACAUGGUGAUCCCAAUUAAAGAUAAUGCAAUCCCCUUGUCCAUUAUGGGCAAGAAGACAGCUCCAAUAAGCUGGGAUAAGUGUAGGCUCUUCCUCAAGAUGGAACAGACUUCAUAAAACCAGGAUUUUGGGAUGCCUCUUUGGGACCUAGUCACUUUCAAUCUUCUCCAUGUGACUACUGCAUAUGGAGAACUUGAAGCAAGAUGUAGCAUUUAUGGACCACACCAGCUCCAGCAAUGUGAAUCUAAGGAGCAACUGAGUGAUUUGAAUCAUCAAGGAACUGUUUAAGGAACAAAGCAAUGUGUUGAGGAAGCAACUGUGAUGAGACACAUUCAGAGAACCUACAGCGUAGUUCAGGACAUGUCUGUGUGAAGGAACAGAGAGCAGUUACAAGAAUUUCCAACAAAAGUGUCCUUUGAGGAGAUUCUGCAUGAAAGUAGGAGACCCAGAAACAAAGGCCUAAAACAUACUCUACGCAAGUACAUGAACACAGACACUCCAAGCUUCGUCAACUCAAUUUCAUGCAUCAUUCAGUUUUAAAAUUUGUCAGAAUGCAAAUUAUAUUGCAGUACAAUUAUGUGUUGCAUUCUCAACAUUGACGCAAGGUGGUGUGGGAUGGGUAUUAACAUAAACCAAAAGUGUCCAGUCCUGCUUCUGGAGGGACACCUUCUAGCGGAGUUUAGCUCCAACCUGCUCCACACCUAAACAAUUGUAGGUGGAUCCUAUCGCAUAGAAGAGAUCAAGUCCCACAUCCAGGCACUCACAUUGAUUUUUUUCCUCUUAAAAAGCCUAUAUUAAAAAUAUCCACACCUACCUGGAGUUUUCUAGUAAUCCUGAAGACUUCAGUUAGGGCAGUGGUUCUCAAUUCCGGUCCUGGCACUCAUAAAUGUCUGUUGUUCAAUGUGAAAACAAACACUAUAAUUUGGUUAUAUUAGAUGUGUACUUUACCAGGAAAAAAUACACAUCUAAUAUAACCACAUUACUUUCAUUUACGUAUGUUAUCCUAUGCUCACGCUCCCAAUAGGAAGCAUUAAAGACAGCUUAUGGAGCCUGUGAAUUGGAUCACAGCUCAGUUCGUGGAGCUCUCUUCCAACGAGAUGAUGAGAGGCAUACAAAAUGUACACCAGGACUAAGAAAACCUACAACUCUUCAGAUCAUUAGUACACUCCAAGACAUCAAAUGAAUAGGUCAGAUAAGGGAGAUGUGAAUGUGAAUAGGGUUGAAAAUCAUUAACUACAUCAUGGUGCAGCGGUUUAAGAGAAUACUGCUGAACAUGUUAUUUUAAUUUUGACCAACUUUCUGAAAGUAACCUUCACCCCAUUGAGUACUGAGGUUUGUCACAGCCACAGUAACAAGAACACACAUUAUGCACAGAACCACACAAGUUUGCAUACUUGCGUAGAAUGUUUCUGGCCUAACUUAUCGAGUAUAGCAAUUGCAAAAGUUACAUUUGAAUGAAUGUAAGGGAUAAUAAUCUUUUAGCAAUAUGUUUUUAACAGCUCUGUAUCGUUAAAUGUCAUUAAUUUAACAAUUUUACAUCAAUACAUCAUCAAAGGCCUCAUUUGUGAUCACCGGUGCACAGCAAGAAAUUGUGUCUUAAAAUAUACCUGAUUCACAUAUAAUCCUAAAAGAGAAGAAAGCCAUUGGGUGGGCAGUUCAAAUGAAAAUCAUCAAGAGUAAAAGUUUGUUGGAAACGGCUGGACUCAUGCACCUAUCAAAAAGCUGUACUGUAUAUGUUACCAGGGUUAUUACAGGGUUCAAUGAUGUCAAGCAUGAUCUAUACACAGGGUCACAUUGGAGAAGAAAUGUACAAACUACCAGAAUCAUUAACAGUUCGACAAUUUGAAGACAAAAAUCUAACAGGAAUAAAUGUGAAAAAUGUCAAAGA